This is a messenger RNA of Cuscuta campestris, 2383 nucleotides long. NCBI's taxonomy places the organism in Eukaryota, Viridiplantae, Streptophyta, Magnoliopsida, Solanales, Convolvulaceae. The record is from the annotation of a GenBank genome assembly.
CCGUAAGCUCCCAAAAUUUUCUACAAAGCUUACACGAUCUAGGGCUGCUUUCCUCUUCGACCGGGAAAAGCUUACACCUGAUCUAGGGCUGCUGUCCUCUUCGUGUUGGCUGCUGUCCUCUUCGACCGGAGUCCCCUGCAAAGUUCUUCUGGAUCUAGGGUUUCAUCUGUUCGAUGGUCUCUAUGCCCUUUGAGUUUAGCGACCGGGCUUCAAGGUUUUAGCAUUUUGCUUGGAAAUUCAUAUUCAUUUUGGCGGAGGAGAAGGCAAAACGACUAGGGCAACAGGGCUUCUGACGGAACAAGGUGGGAGACGAUAACGUCGGCUAACCUUCAACCCUAGCCUGGCUGGAUUCUGGCAGCACGGAGGAGUUUUGACCGGAAAUUACAGUGCAUCGAUUGGUCUGCGAUGAAUGAGAAGUUAAUGAGCUCAACAAGAUCCGGCCAAAUACUCUAACGGUAGAAGCCAGAUUUUUUCCCAUUCCAUCAUCUCAAUCUCCUAAAAGCAUGAAAAAGAUCCAGCUAAAUCAUGGGUGUACGGUAUAUAGACAAGACGGACUAAUUAGAAGCGAAAUUGGUUGAAAAUGCUACUUGGAAGGAAGAGUUGCAUCAGUUGCUGGUCUGAAAUUAGUUCCAGGGUGGCAGAGAGCUUAUUCAAGCCCAAAGGACUAUUUUUGGGUAUGUAAUCCUUCCCUUCGUCUUUCUCAGUUUAAAACUCGAGCAUUCAAUAUGUAAUCCUGUAAUUAUAAUUCUGUAUGCCUGUUAUUAAAAUGAUCCGUUCAUUACCGUUAUUAAAGUUCGUGUCCGGUCAAAACUCACUUAUGAUGGGAUGGAGGAAGUAGUUUGUCUUCAUCAAGAAUGACUCUUUUUGGGGAUAAAUUCAUGUUAAGAAACAAAGCUCUGUAUACAACCAAUGGAGUAAUAUUAUAUUUGUUAUCAGUAACUAAAACAUGAAUGUUUAAACACUACACCCUCUAAAAAACACUAAACUUAUAGUAGUUAAAACACUCAUGAAUAUCAUGAGAACAUCUAAUAAUGUUUAAUAAAAUAGAGUCCUCUCAAUGUUCAGGUGAGUUAGACACAAACUAAGGCAUAUUUGGUGAUGCCAGAGUUGGGAAUUUUAGACAAUAUUUUUAUAUCUAACCAACCACAUGACCCCACAAUUGGUAAAUGCCAGAGUUGUGGACACCUAUGCUGGAUUCUUGCUGCUGUGGAAUGUUGCUGGAUACCUGGUCUUGCUGGAUAUGGACAUGGAGAUACUGGACACUCAUGUUUGGUCCUUGGCACUGGAAAUUCUUGCUGGACAAAUGGAUGCUGGACCGGAGCUGCACUCAUGGCUGGACCUUGGCGCUGGAAAUUCAUGGGAGUUGCUGGAAAGCUGCUGGACAGGAGGCUCCCAACGACUUGCUGCUGCUUUGGAAAUGGGGGCAACUGGACGGGGCUGCUGGACAGAGGUGCUGGUAUAGCCAUCGGCAUUGGCCUUAGAAGACCUCCUGACCCGCUGCUGCUUUGGGAAUGGGGCUGCCGCACCUACUUCUACAUGGAGAAUGGGGAUGCUACUGCUGGACUCCUAUGAUGGGGGCUUGGGGCUGCAAUUGGAUUUCAAAAUUAGAGUGGGGCUUCCUUGGAGCUUGGACAUGACGAUGGAUAUGCUGCUGCCGUUAGACUUGCUGGACAUGUUCCUCACAACGGGGCUGUUGUGGAAUGAAGGUUUGAUUGUAUCCUACAAAUACAUCGAUGCCUUUUGCUUAAACUUGAGGAUGGUUAUUGUUUGGACUUGGAUUGAUAAUGGUUUGCUUUGGAAGUCUUUCUGCGUUUUGAUACGAAACAUUUGGAAUUACUCCCUAUCAAAAGAAUGAGAGCUGUUUUGCACACUUGGGAAACAGGAAAUCAAUCUCCUGGCUAGGUGGGGAGUGUGGAGGUGGAGGAGGAUGAUAUGUUGUACUUUCAUGUAAAGUGCCAAAAGACUGAUGCAAUUGAGACAAGAACAUCAAACGAAACAGAGGCAACAGGUGUUUGAUAAACUUGCUCAAGAACUGUGAUGAUGGAGUCGUUGUUGCUGCCCACAAGAUGGUUGAAAAUGAAUGGGAACAUGUCAACAUGAUACACUCAUGCACAUGGUAAGACAUUCACCUAUCUCAAAGACAUGAGUAAAAAGUGAGAAAAAAUAGGAAGAAAUACUUUGUUUAAAUUUAUUUAACUCAAUUUGUCCUUUUAUGUUGCUGAAAUAUUUAGUUAAUAAUAUCAAGUUACUGGCCACAUUAUCUUCAGAUGUUAAAAGUUUAGUGAUUAAGGGUUCAAUGAUUCUUCAGUUGUACUCAUAUUGAUAUUUUACAUUGAAAUAUUUGUGGUUUCUUCAUUGUUUCUUGCGGUACAGAGGUUUCAUU